CUUAAAGCUUCGAUCAUUAACAGUUCUUUAAAAAACACAUCACAAUAGGCAAUUGAAGCAAAACACUUGUUUAAACAAUUUUAAUAUUUAAAGAAAUACAAUGAAUUUUAACAAAGUUUUCGUAUUCCUUACUUUGAUGCUAGUCGCUUUAGUGGGUCAAAGUCAAGGUGGUUGGUUAAAAAAAUUCGGCAAGAAAAUUGAACGUGUAGGUCAACAUACUCGUGAUGCCACUAUACAAGCAAUUGGUGUUGCUCAACAAGCUGCCAAUGUUGCAGCAACUUUAAAGGGUUAAAUAUGUAUUUAGCAAUUGAUCGAUAAUAUUAAUUAGAAUAACUAAUAUAAGUAUAAACUGACUGCCUUAUUUGUUAAAAAUUAGUUGAUUAAGUAUUAUGUUUAAGAUUGUAUUAAAGAAAUAAAAAUGAUGAUAUUAAAGUAUU
Molecule: messenger RNA, 437 nt
Organism: Lucilia cuprina (Australian sheep blowfly)
Lineage: Eukaryota; Metazoa; Arthropoda; Insecta; Diptera; Calliphoridae
Product: sarcotoxin-1C-like
Exons: 2
Coding region: 101-292 (63 amino acids)
Biological process (GO): antibacterial humoral response; defense response to Gram-negative bacterium; defense response to Gram-positive bacterium
Cellular component (GO): extracellular region
Source: RefSeq, a predicted model, not a curated record